Dipodomys spectabilis (banner-tailed kangaroo rat) is the source of this 1911-nucleotide messenger RNA. RefSeq names its product solute carrier family 6 member 7 (gene Slc6a7). The transcript has 14 exons. Gene Ontology annotation, biological process: sodium ion transmembrane transport. Gene Ontology annotation, molecular function: L-proline transmembrane transporter activity. The record is from RefSeq and is a predicted model, not a curated record. Bases 1 to 1911 code for a protein of 636 amino acids. NCBI's taxonomy places the organism in Eukaryota, Metazoa, Chordata, Mammalia, Rodentia, Heteromyidae. Gene Ontology annotation, cellular component: membrane.
AUGAAGAAGCUGCAGGGCGCUCACCUCCGCAAGCCUGUCACCCCAGACCUGCUGAUGACCCCCAGUGACCAGGGUGAUGUGGAUCUGGAUGUGGACUUUGCUGCAGACCGGGGGAACUGGACGGGCAAGCUGGACUUCCUGCUCUCCUGCAUCGGCUAUUGUGUGGGCCUGGGGAAUGUGUGGCGGUUCCCUUACCGAGCCUACACCAACGGAGGAGGCGCCUUCCUUGUACCCUACUUCCUCAUGCUGGCCAUCUGCGGCAUCCCCCUCUUCUUCCUUGAGCUCUCCUUGGGCCAGUUUUCCAGCCUGGGGCCACUGGCUGUCUGGAAAAUCAGCCCCCUCUUCAAAGGUGCCGGCGCAGCCAUGCUGCUCAUUGUAGGCCUGGUGGCCAUCUACUACAACAUGAUCAUCGCCUACGUCCUCUUCUACCUCUUCGCCUCCCUCACCAGCGACCUGCCCUGGGAGCACUGUGGUAACUGGUGGAACACAGAGCGCUGCCUGGAGCACAGGGGCCCCAAGGGUGGCAAUGGCACACUGCCCCUCAACUUCACCAGCACUGUCAGCCCCAGCGAGGAGUAUUGGAGCCGCUACGUCCUGCACAUCCAGGGCAGCCAAGGCAUCGGCAGGCCCGGGGAGAUCCGCUGGAACCUCUGCCUCUGCCUGUUGCUGGCCUGGGUCAUCGUGUUCCUCUGCAUCCUCAAGGGAGUGAAGUCCUCGGGCAAGGUGGUGUAUUUCACAGCCACAUUCCCCUACCUCAUUCUGCUCAUGCUGCUGGUUCGCGGGGUGACUCUUCCAGGGGCCUGGAAGGGCAUCCAGUUCUAUCUCACCCCCCAGUUCCACCACCUGCUGUCUUCCAAGGUGUGGAUCGAAGCAGCCCUGCAGAUCUUCUAUUCCCUAGGUGUGGGCUUCGGGGGUCUCCUCACCUUUGCCUCCUACAACACAUUUCACCAGAACAUAUACAGAGACACCUUCAUUGUCACUCUGGGCAACGCCAUCACCAGUAUCCUGGCUGGCUUCGCCAUCUUCUCCGUGCUGGGCUACAUGUCUCAGGAGCUGGGUGUGCCUGUCGAUCAAGUAGCCAAAGCAGGCCCUGGCCUGGCCUUUGUCGUCUACCCGCAGGCAAUGACCAUGCUGCCUCUGUCACCUUUCUGGUCCUUCCUCUUCUUCUUCAUGCUCCUGACUCUUGGCUUGGACAGCCAGUUCGCCUUUCUGGAGACAAUUGUGACAGCAGUGACAGAUGAGUUCCCCUACUACCUGCGGCCCAAGAAGGCAGUGUUCUCGGGUCUCAUCUGUGUGGCCAUGUACCUGAUGGGGCUGAUUCUCACCACUGAUGGGGGCAUGUACUGGCUGGUUCUCCUGGAUGACUACAGUGCUAGCUUCGGCCUCAUGGUAGUGGUGAUUACCACGUGUCUCGCUGUCACCCGGGUGUAUGGCAUCCAGAGGUUCUGCAGAGACAUCCACAUGAUGCUAGGCUUCAAGCCGGGCCUCUACUUCAGGGCCUGCUGGCUGUUCCUGUCUCCAGCCACUCUCCUGGCCCUGCUGGUGUACAGCAUCGUCAAGUACCAGCCCUCCGAGUAUGGCAGCUACCGCUUCCCUGCCUGGGCCGAGCUGCUGGGCAUCCUGAUGGGUCUGCUGUCCUGCCUCAUGAUCCCAGCGGGCAUGCUGCUGGCUGUGCUACGAGAGGAGGGCUCGCUCUGGGAGCGGCUCCAGCAGGCCAGUCGGCCAGCCAUAGACUGGGGCCCAUCGCUGGAAGAGAACCGGACCGGCAUGUACGUGGCCACGCUGGCCGGGAGCCAGUCCCCAAAGCCGCUGAUGGUGCACAUGCGCAAGUAUGGGGGCAUCACCAGCUUCGAGAACACAGCCAUCGAGGUGGACCGAGAGAUCGCCGAGGAGGAGGAGUCCAUGAUGUGA